Thlaspi arvense is the source of this 2697-nucleotide messenger RNA. Lineage: Eukaryota; Viridiplantae; Streptophyta; Magnoliopsida; Brassicales; Brassicaceae. The record is from the annotation of a GenBank genome assembly.
GAAGAAUGGUCUCCUAAUUAAGAGAUUUAAGAGUCGGAUUUUACUGACUACAUGUUCAUGUUUGAUUGGGAAAAAAUUGAAAAGACAAAAAAAAGAACCUACGAAAUCGAUCUUUCUCCAUUAUCUCCCUCUACGCCUUCUUCUCUGGUGCGAUUCACUGUAUUCUCCUUUGAUUUCUUCCUUUUCUCUCCUUCUAUGCUUCUUCUCUGAUGCUAUUCGAUGGAUUCUCCUUUGAUUUCUGCUUCGAAUCGAUCUCUUUCCUUUCUUUCCCUCUAAUCUUUCUGCGAUUACUUGUAUCUUUCUCCAAGUUGUUUUCGUCUGCAAUUAUCCUAUCGGGAUUCUCAUAUUUAAUUCUGAUGCAUGUCUUGGGUUUACGAGGAUUCUUCGCAAUUUCUCCACUUUUCAUGAUCCCAACGAAAUCUUAGAGACUCCCCCUCUCAAUGUUCCUCAUCGAUGUUCUUCGGAAACUGCUUCCACUAUUCUUCUUCGGAUCAGAAAGAGAUUCUCUCUCAGGUUCUAUCAUGAGUCAGAAUCUCUUGAGGUCCGUCCAUUCCAUUUAUCACUCUUUUAAGAUAGAAGUCAGAGCUUCCUUCAAUUCUAAUUUAUAUAUUUUUUUUUUCUUUAGUAAUAAUAUCUGCUUGCAGGAAUGUGGAAGGCUUAAAUCAGAAUUACCAUAGGAUUAAUUAGUAAAGUUAUUCCCAUAUGAUCAUUAUUUUUAAGUAUUUGAAGUUACAUGUCAGAUAGCUUCUUCAAUCCUAAUGUUUUAAUUUUAUUUGAGAACCAAAAAGAUGAAAUAUAAAAGUUUCAAUAUGUGAAAGGAAAAUCUUUUUUCAAGUCAUGCAAAUUGCAAACAUUUCAAACAUAAAAGAAAACAUUAAAAAAGCUGCGAAUUUCUACAAAUAAAUUCAUUAUUUUAUUAUACUCCUUUAUUUAUUAACAGAACGAAUUUUAUAUUCCUCUCAUUGUCACUUAUCACACUCAGUAAAUCCCAAGAAUUUAUCUUUCUCUCACCAAAUGGAAAAAUCAGUGCUUAAAACAUGGAGAUCCGACCCGAUUUUCCGGCCGCCGGAGACGCCGUUAGAGCCUAUGGAGUUUCUCUCUCGCUCCUGGAGCGUCUCAGCUUUCGAGGUAUCCAAAGCCCUUGCUCCUUCGACGAACUCAGGCGACGACACUGUCAUACUCGAAGAGGAACCUAUCGCCGGCGGCGAAACGGAGGAGGACGGCCUUGUCUCCGGGAAUCCUUUCUCCUUCGCUUCCCCUGAAACUUCUCAGAUGGUCAUGAACCGUAUCUUAUCUCAGUCUCAGGAAGUGUCGCCACGAACAUCUGGUCGGCUUUCUCAUAGCAGCGGUCCUCUCAACGGUUCUUUAACCGACAGUCCUCCGAUUUCGCCGCCGAAAAUCGACGACUUUAAGCAAUUUUGCCGAUCAAACUUCAACUCUCAGUUCCGUACGGCGGCGAACACUCCGGGACUUAUCACGGCAACAACCACACAGUCCAAGACGGUGGGACGGUGGAUAAAAGACAAGAGAGAGAAAAAGAAGGAAGAGACGCGGGCUCACAACGCUCAGAUCCACGCCGCUGUCUCCGUCGCCGGCGUGGCCGCUGCGGUGGCUGCAAUCGCGGCUGCGACGGCGGCUUCUUCUAGCUCUGGGAAAGAUGAGCAGAUGGCUAAAAUGGACAUGGCCGUGGCUUCAGCUGCAACCCUUGUGGCUGCUCAGUGCGUGGAGGCUGCGGAAGUUAUGGGAACUGAGAGGGACUACUUAGCCUCCGUUGUUAGCUCCGCCGUUAAUGUUCGAUCCGCCGGAGAUAUCAUGACAUUAACCGCCGGAGCAGCAACAGCGUUAAGAGGAGUGACUACAUUGAAGGUGAGGGCGAUGAAGGAGGUGUGGAACAUUGCGUCAGUAAUUCCAAUGGAUAAAGGAAUCAAUCAUGGAGGUUUCAGCAAUGUUAAUAGUAACGGUAGCGGUAGCAGCAAUGGCAGCUCGAGCAGUAGCCACAGUGGAGAGUUUUUAGCUGAAGAUAACUUCUUGGGACAUUGCAGCAGAGAAUGGCUUGCUCGAGGUUGCCAACUUCUCAAACGCACCCGCAAAGGUGAUCUUCAUUGGAAAAUAGUUUCUGUUUACAUAAACAGAGUAAAUCAGGUCAUGUUGAAGAUGAAGAGCAGGCAUGUUGGAGGAACCUUCACAAAGAAGAAAAAAAAUAUUGUGAUUGAUGUGAUCAGAAACGUACCGGCUUGGUCAGGCCGCCAUUUGCUGGAAGGAGGAGAGGAUUUGAGAUACUUUGGAUUAAAGACGAUUCUGCGAGGGAUUGUAGAAUUUGAGUGCAAGAGCCAGAGAGAGUAUGAAAUGUGGACACAAGGUGUCUCAAGGCUUCUUGCUGUUGCUGCCGAUCGGAAUAAUAGAUAUAGGUUAUGAAGGAGUAGCACAAGAGUUGAAUAAGAGCUACUGUUUUUAGGAUGAUAUAAUGUCAUUGAUGUUUAACUUAUGGGGCCAAUUUAGAACUUGGAGAAAGUUGAGGGGUUUUGUUUUAGAGUAAUAAUGUAUGUUGGGUUAAGGUAAUGUAUAUAGGAUGAUAUGGGAGUUUUCUAAGGGUGGUUGGUUAAGACAAAACUUGGAGUUUUUGUAAUUUUGAUUUUGUUUUAGUGUGUUUUAAUAAAAAAAAGUUUAAUUUUGAAGUAAUAUACAUAUACAUUAUUA